This is a messenger RNA of Rhizoctonia solani, 717 nucleotides long. Its product is annotated as The BTB (BR-C, ttk and bab)/POZ (Pox virus and Zinc finger) domain. Lineage: Eukaryota; Fungi; Basidiomycota; Agaricomycetes; Cantharellales; Ceratobasidiaceae. Gene Ontology annotation, molecular function: protein binding. The record is from RefSeq and is a predicted model, not a curated record. The transcript is spliced from 2 exons. Bases 1 to 717 code for a protein of 238 amino acids.
AUGCCAUCCCCAUUCUCUUUCCAGCCUCCUACAGGGGGUAACGUCGUUCUGAAGUCAUGUGAAGGCACUGUCUUUAAUGCCCACUCUGUUGUCCUCGGUCUCGCAUCUACAGUCUUUGCUGGAAUGUUUUCCGGGGCCUCCAGUCCUAACACAAUUGAACUUGCUGAAGAUGCGGAGACUAUUUCGUUGAUGCUGGCUUUCAUCUAUCCUGUCGCACCACCGAAAAUUGCCACAGCAGCCCAAUUAGAGAAGGUCAUGAUAUUCUCUCAAAAAUACGGUAUCGCUAAAAUGAUCGAUAUAGUCGAAAAAUCCAUCCCACCAGAGAGCAAACUUAUUCAUUCUGACCCCAUCCAAGUGUUUCGUGCCUCGGUCAAAUACGGGUUUCCUACCCUGAGAGUAUUCGCCGGACGGGCCCUCGGUGCUUCCCAGAGGCGUCGUCUGCGAUUGGAAUUAUCAGAGCACAGACGAUUCGACAGCGUAUAUUGCCUAGGGUCGUAUCCUCGCUCAGGCUCCCUCGAGCCGAGCAAGCUCAUCAGUCAAACGGUGACGACUAUAUCCCACGUAUGGCGUGUCGUAGCUGCUGGGAUAAAACACGCCAACCUGAUGGCCGAUAUACCUCAAGCUGGUUUCGAAGCUGGAUUAGAAUGGUUGAAUCCAGACUUAUUGCCGAACCAAUGCAUAAAUGCGAAGAUGCUUUCAGCAUUUUAUGGUUUCUGA